AUGCUGGACCUGGUUGUUCUGGAGCAGCUCCUGGCUAUCCUGCCCCCAGAGUUGGAGAGCUGGGUGAGGGAGUGUGGAGCAGAGACCAGCUCCCAGGCGGUGGUCCUGGUGGAAGGCUUCCUUCUGAGUCAGGCGGAGGAGCAAAAGGAGCAGGUUGAAUUGGAGUCCUUCACUGUGGAGAUCAGAGAUCCUGAAGGAAGGAGCAAUCCAUCAAAUCUCCCUGAGGAUCUGUUGUUCAAGAUGGUACCUCAGGAAGAUUCAAGCCAAGACACAAUGGAAGGGAAACAUAGAAUGGAGUUUUCUGGUCUUUCUGGUGGAGCUGAAACAGUGAUUGAACAAGAGGGUCUUGUGUCCUUUGAGGAGGUGGCUGUGUAUUUUUCUGAGGAGGAGUGGUCUCAGCUGAAUCCUGAACAAAAAGCACUGCAUUGGGAAGUUAUGCUGGAAAAUCACAGGAAUGUGGCCUCUCUGGGUAAUAAUGGGCAGGAGAAUCAAGGUUCCUGUGAACUGUUCCAAGUGAUUAAUGCUGGAGAUGGAAUGCAGAACUUUGCAAUUCAGAAAAAAGGAGAAAGACUUGAAAGAAACCAGCUAAAUAAUUGGAAUCAGGAAAGCACAUCUUCCAUUGAUGCUUCAAUGCAAGACUUUUUUGCCCAACAAGGGAAUAUAAAGAAAUAUAUUAGAAAUAGCGUGAAACUAAUCAAAGCUAAAUUACACGUCGAUGAACACCCUCCAGUCCAAAAGAAACAAGAUGAUGUAAACAGACUCAAUGGAAAAAAUUACAAUGGGUUUUUCACUCUUCCCCUUGGAGAUAGGUCCCUUUUAUCACAAAAAGGGAUCCACAUAGAAGAGAAGCCUUAUGAAUGUGUGGAAUGUGGAAAAAGUUUCAGAACAAGCAAUCAACUUACUUUCCAUAAAAUGAUCCACACAGGACAGAAGCCAUAUAAAUACAUGGAGUAUGGAAAGACCUUCGCUCAGAGGGGUGGUCUUAUUUCCCAUAAAAGGAUCCACACAGGGGAGAAGCCAUUUAAAUGCAUGGAGUGUGGAAAGAUCUUUGCUCAUAGCUGUCAUCUUAAUUACCAAAGCAAGAUCCACACGGGGAAGAAGCCAUAUAAAUGCAUGGACUGUGGAAAGACCUUUGCUCACAGACGUAUUCUUAUUUCCCAUAAAAGGAUCCACUCGGGGGAGAAUUCAUACAAUUGCAAGGUGUGUGGAAAGACCUUUACUCGUAGAAGUGAACUUACUAAUCACAAUAGGAGCCACACGGGGGAAAAGCUACAUAGUUGCAAGGAAGGUGGAAAGUGGAUCAGAAGAAAAUCUUCGCUUAUUCUCCAUGAAAUGAUCCACACCAGGCCAAAGGCAUUUAUAUGUCUGCAGUGCGGAAAGGCCUUUCGGACGAAUUAUCAACUUACCCUCCAUAAAAGGAUCCACACAGGAGAGAAGCCAUACAAAUGCUUGGAGUGUGGAAAGACCUUUGCUCAGAGCACUCAUCUUAAUUCCCAUAAGAAGAUCCACACAGGGGAGAAGCCUUAUAAAUGCAUGGACUGUGGGAAGGCCUUUCCUACGAGGACUAAACUUACAAUCCAUAAAAAGAUCCACACGGGGGAGAAACCACAUAAAUGCAUGGAGUGUGGGAAGGCCUUUGCUGAGAGGAAUUAUCUUAAUUCCCAUAAAAGUAUCCACACAGGGGAGAAACCACAUAAAUGCAUGGAGUGUGGGAAGGCCUUUGCGUAUAGAAGUGGACUUACUAAACAUAAUUGGAUUCACACAGAGGAGUUGCGAUAUAAAUGCAUGGAGUGUGGAAAGAACUUUGCUUAUAGAAGUGAACUUACUAAACAUAAUUGGAUCCAUACAGGGGAGAAGCCAUAUAAAUGCUUGGAGUGUGGGAAGAGCUUCACUCGGAGGGGUUAUCUUACUUCCCAUAAAAGGAUUCACACGGGAAAUGAGAUGGAGAGCUGGGUGAGGGAGUGUGGAGUAGAGACCAGCUCCCAGGCAGUGGCCCUGGCGGAAGGCUUCCUCCUGAGCCAGGCAAAGGAGCAGAAGGAGCAUGUCGAGUUACAGGACGGUCUUGUGUCCUUUGAGGAGGUGGCUGUGUAUUUUUCUGAGGAGGAGUGGUCUCAGUUGGAUCCUGACCAAAAAGCCCUUCAUUGCAAAGUCAUGCUGGAAAAUCAUAGGAAUGUGGCCUCUCUGGGUACUAAUGGGCAGCAGAAUCAAGAUUCCUGUGAAUUGUCCCUUAUACCUCAAAAAGGGAUCCACACAGAAGAGAAGACUUUUGAAUGUGUGGAAUGUGGAAAAUGCUUCAGAACAAGCAGUCAUCUUACUUUCCAUAAAAUGAUUCACACAGGACAAAAGCCAUAUAAAUGCAUGAAAUGUGGAAACACCUUUGCUGACAAAAGUAAAUUUGCGAUCCAUAAAAGAAUUCAUACAAGAGAGAAGCCCUAUAAAUGCACAGUGUGUGGAAAGAUCUUUGCUCAUAGAAGUCAACUUACUAAAUAUAACAGAAGCCACACAGGGGAAAAGCCACGUAGUUGCAAGCAGUGUGGAAACUGGCUCAAAACAACAUGUUCUCCUAUUCUCCAUGAAAGGAUCCACCCAAGGCAGAAGGCAUUUAAAUGUGUGCAAUGUGGAAAGGUGUUUUGGACGAAUUAUCAACUUACCCUCCAUAAAAGGAUCCACACAGGAGAGAAGCCAUAUAAAUGCUUGGAGUGUGGAAAGACCUUUGCUCAGAGCACUCAUCUUAAUUCCCAUAAGAAGAUCCAUACAGGGGAGAAGCCUUAUAAAUGCAUGGACUGUGGGAAGGCCUUUGCUAUGAGGACUAAACUUACAAUCCAUAAAAAGAUCCACACAGGGGAGAAACCACAUAAAUGCAUGGACUGUGGGAAGGCCUUUGCUUAUAGAAGUGGACUUACUAAACAUAAUUGGAUCCACAUAGGGGAGAAGGCAUAUAAAUGCUCCGGGUGUGGAAAGACUUUUGCUCAUAGCAGUAGUCUUAUUUCUCAUAACAUGAUCCACACAGGAGAAAAGCCAUAUAGUUGCAAGGAGUGUGGAAAGUGCUUUCGGAGAAAUUGUAAUCUUACAAUCCAUAAAAAGAUCCACACAGGGGAGAAGCCAUUUAAAUGCAGGGAGUGUGGAAAGACUUUUACUCGUAGCGGCAAUCUUAUUUGUCAUAAAAGGAUCCACACAGGAGAAACACCAUAUAGUUGCAAGGAGUGUGGAAAGUGGUUCAAAACAAAAUCUUCCCUUACACACCAUGAAAUGAUCCACACAAGGCAAAAGACAUUUAAAUGUAUGCAAUGUGGAAAGACCUUUUGGACGAAUUACCAACUUACCCGUCAUAAAAAGAUCCACACAAAGGAGAAGCCAUAUAAAUGCUUGGAGUGUGGAAAGACCUUUGCUCAGAGCACUCAUCUUAAUACCCAUAACAGGAUCCACACAGGGGAGAAGCCAUAUAAAUGCAUGGAGUGUGGAAAGACCUUUGCUCAUAGCAGUAGUCUUAUUUCUCAUAAAACGAUCCACACAGAGGAAAAGCCCUAUAGUUGCAAGGAAUGUGGAAAGUGGCUCAAAACAAAAUCUUCCCUUAUACGCCAUGAAAUGAUCCACACAAACCAGAAGGCGUUUAUAUGUGAACAAUGUGGAAAGGGCUUUCGGAGGAAUUAUGAUCUUACUAUCCAUAAAAGAAUCCACACAGGGGAGAAGCCAUAUAAAUGCACAGAAUGUGGAAAGACCUUUGCUCAGAUCGGUGGUCUUAUUUCCCAUAAAAGGAUCCACACAGGAGAGAAGCCAUAUAAAUGCACGGAGUGUGGAAAGACCUUUGCUCAGAGCAGUAGUCUUAUUUCUCAUAAAACGAUCCACACAAGGGAAAAGCCCUAUAUUUGCAAGGAGUGUGGAAAGUGGUUCAAAACAAAAUCUUCCCUUACACGCCAUGAAAUGAUCCACAAGGCGUUUAUAUGUGUACAAUGUGGAAAGGGCUUUCGGGGGAAUUAUGAUCUUGCCAUCCAUAAAAGAAUCCACAUUUAUAUGGGAUAA
This is a messenger RNA of Protobothrops mucrosquamatus (brown spotted pit viper), 4020 nucleotides long. Its product is annotated as zinc finger protein 721-like. The transcript is spliced from 11 exons. Bases 1 to 4020 code for a protein of 1339 amino acids. Lineage: Eukaryota; Metazoa; Chordata; Lepidosauria; Squamata; Viperidae. The record is from RefSeq and is a predicted model, not a curated record. Gene Ontology annotation, molecular function: RNA polymerase II cis-regulatory region sequence-specific DNA binding; DNA-binding transcription factor activity, RNA polymerase II-specific. Gene Ontology annotation, biological process: regulation of DNA-templated transcription.